AUGAAGCAUAAACUGGAAACCUUUGUCGACUUUCCGAUUCAUGACUUUGAUCUAACAAAUUACGUAGCUAGCAAGAAAAACGCUCGACGUCAACUUUAUGAACUCUAUGCCUUGACCAACCACAUCGGCGGAAUGGGUAGCGGGCACUACACUGCGCAUAUCAAGCUUCUAGAUGAGAACAGGUGGUAUAGUUUUGAUGACAGUUGUGUAUCGCCCAUAAAUGAAGAAGAGGUGAAGUCAGGAGCUGCGUAUGUACUCUUUUAUCGGCGUGUUGCGACUGAAGAUGCUGAUGCUAGCUGCUAA
Prunus armeniaca (apricot) is the source of this 303-nucleotide messenger RNA. The record is from the annotation of a GenBank genome assembly. Lineage: Eukaryota; Viridiplantae; Streptophyta; Magnoliopsida; Rosales; Rosaceae.